AUGAUUAUCCGGCUGGCGAUGCCAGAAAUCGAGAAUCGCGCUCUGUUCAUGGAAAACACAUCACGGGAACAGAAUUAUAUAACCGGCAUAUUUGGUGUCUAUAAACUGAACACAGAUCUUCUCCCGAACGAGUCUUCCCAGAGAUUCAUUUCCACCAAUCCUCCGUCGGUCAAAUCCAAGGAAGUGUUACAAAGUGGCCCCAUGAAUUCCGCAACAGAAUUCCCUUUUUCAGGCGACGCAAAGUGA
Molecule: messenger RNA, 246 nt
Organism: Opisthorchis viverrini
Lineage: Eukaryota; Metazoa; Platyhelminthes; Trematoda; Opisthorchiida; Opisthorchiidae
Exons: 2
Coding region: 1-246 (81 amino acids)
Source: RefSeq, a predicted model, not a curated record